AUGGGGUGCUCUUUUUUAAAGUAGGGAGUUCUGGUUUAAAAAACACAACUUUUAUCGUUCCCUAAGCUUUUUCCAACUGGAGCUGACAUCUUCGAUGAAGUAAAAGAUGUAGAUAAAAAACUAUUUGGUGUCAUAUUAGAAAUAUUAAGAAAGGAGAAAGUAAAAGAUUGCAUAGGAUUUCUAUCAGAUAUUAGGAAUCGGAGACAAUUAGAAUCAUAAAUCUUAUAACAAGCAGGGAAUUUCACCAAAACUGAUACAUAAUAGAAAUUGUCUGUUGUAAGAAAAGACAUGAAAUUAAUUAUAGAUGUCUUAUAAAAAUUAAAAGACCAUGACUUAAAUUAAAAAGACUUUUCAUCUGAAGAAAAUUAAGAAUCUACAUUAAAUCUAAUUAAGAGCAUCAAUGAUAAUAAAUAGAUCAUAGAAUUUUUGGAAUUUUUAGUUGUCCUCACAUCUUUAGAUGACACUUUGAUUCAAUGUGGAUCAAACUCAUUACAUUCAUUAGUUGAAAUGAGGGUGGACCUUAGAAACAAAAAUUUUGAAAAAAUUAAGAUAAAAAAUAUUUCGUUAGAAGGAGCUAAUUUUGUUGGAUGUAAUUUUAGUGAAUCCUAAUUAAAUAAUGUCAACAUAGGUGGAAUAAAUCUGAAUGGAACAUAAUUAUUUAAUUGCAAAUGGAGGGACUUAAAAAUCCCUGAAUUAAAAAAAUUAAAUGGUCAUAUUUAUGAUAUCUACUCAGUCUGUUUCUCUCCUGAUGGAAUUACAAUAGCCUCUGGUAGUUCUGAUAACUCUAUCCGUUUAUGGGAUGUCAAAACAGGAUAAUAAAAAGCCAAAUUAGAUGGUCAUAGUUUUGGUAUCUACUCAGUUUGUUUUUCUCCAGAUGGAAAUACAUUAGCUUCUGGUAGUCACGAUUAUUCCAUCUGUCUUUGGGAUACUAAAACAAAAAAGAAAAAAGCCAAAUUAAUUGUUCAUACUAACACUGUUAACUCAGUCUGUUUUUCUCCAGAUGGAAAUACAUUAGCUUCUGGUAGUGAUGAUAGGUCUAUCCGUCUUUGGGAUGUCAAAACAGGAUAAUAAAAAGCCAAAUUAGAUGGUCAUAGUUUUGGUAUCUACUCAGUCUGUUUCUCUCCUGAUGGAAUUACAAUAGCCUCUGGUAGUUCUGAUAAAUCUAUCCGUUUAUGGGAUGUCAAAACAGGAUAAUAAAAAGCCAAAUUAGAUGGUCAUAGUUUUGGUAUCUACUCAGUUUGUUUUUCUCCAGAUGGAAAUACAUUAGCUUCUGGUAGUCAUGAUUAGUCUAUCCGUCUAUGGGAUGUCAAAAAAGGAUAAUAAAAAGCCAAAUUAGAUGGUCAUACUAGUACUGUCUUCUCAGUCUGUUUCUCUCGUGAUGGAAAACAAUUAGCUUCUGGUAGUGCUGAUAAGUCAAUCCGUCUUUGGGAUGUCAAAACAGGAUAAUAAAUAGUUAAAUUGGACGGUCAUUCUCAUAUUGUCUUCUCAGUCUGUUUUUCUUCUUGUGGAAAAAAAUUAGCUUCUGGUAGUGUUGAUAGGUCUAUCCGUCUUUGGGAUGUCAAAACAGGAUAAUAAAAAGCCAAAUUGGACGGUCAAACUGGUUAUGUCUAUUCAGUUUGUUUCUCUCCAGAUGGAAAUACAAUAGCCUCUGGUAGUUCUGAUAACUCUAUCCGUUUAUGGGAUGUCAAAACAGGAUAAUAAAAAGCCAAAUUAGAUGGUCAUAGUUAUGAUAUUUACUCAGUUUGUUUUUCUCCAGAUGGAAAUACAUUAGCUUCUGGAAGUGAUGAUUCAUCUAUUAGUCUAUGGGAUGUCAAAACAGGAUAAUAAAAAGCCAAAUUGGAUGGUCAUACUCAUUAUGUCAACUCAGUCUGUUUCUCUCCUGAUGGAAAUACAUUAGCUUCUGGUAGCGAUGAUAAGUCUAUCCGUCUAUGGGAUGUCAAAACAGGUUAAUAAAAAGUCAAAUUAGAUGGUCAUCGUGAUACUGUUAGAUCAGUCUGUAUUUCUCCUGAUGGAAAUACAUUAGCUUCUAGUAGUAAUGAUAAGUCUAUCCGUCUAUGGGAUGUCAAAACAGGUUAAUAAAAAGGAAAAUAGGAUGGUCAUGGUAAUUGUAUUAACUCAGUCUGUUUCUCUCCUGAUGGAAAUACAUUAAUUUCUGGUAGUUGGGAUAACUCUUUCUGUCUAUGGGAUGUCAAAACAGGAUAAGUAAUUAAAUCCUCUGAUAAAAACUACAAAGAUAUUCUAGCUUAAUUUAAGGCACCAAUUUUUUAGAACAAUCCUCAACCAUGUAUUUGUUAUAUUAUUAUUGCUUAGUCUCUAAUUAUUCAAUUCUUGUCAUAUCACAAGAAAUAAUAUUGGAAGCAUCAGGUACACUUAUCUUAUAAGGAGAAUUUAUAAACCAUUAAGGAAAAGAUAUGAAACCUUUAUUUAAAUCUAAAGGAAGUUGCUUUUUAGAAGACUUAAAGCAAAAAUGA
This is a messenger RNA of Paramecium pentaurelia, 2471 nucleotides long. The record is from the annotation of a GenBank genome assembly. NCBI's taxonomy places the organism in Eukaryota, Ciliophora, Oligohymenophorea, Peniculida, Parameciidae.